GUGCAUGAGCAGAUUCUGCCAAGUUCUACCUGUAGUUGGCUUUAUUUUUCAAAACAGAUGUUUGGCUGCUUUAUCUCCACAAAAAAGGAGUCGUCAACCAGGACAACACUCUUCUCAGAGCCCCUGAUCGCCAGGACAGAGUUGAGAGUACACUGUUGAGACCCUGAGCCCUGGAGUUGUGUUUUUCAAGGAGGGUUCAAGCAAUGAACUCCUCACUGCUUCUGGCCUUUUUAUUCCUGACUCCAGUCUUAGUGGUCACUCUGAGACCCAGCAGUCAGUGUGCAACAUGUGGGUGGCCUGCAGUGGAUCUGGAGAGCCAUCGGGAGCUGCUUCUCAAUCUGGCCAAGAGAAGCAUCCUAGAUAAACUGCACCUCAGCCAGCGCCCAACACUGAGCCGGCCGGUAUCCAGAGCAGCUCUGAGGACUGCACUGCAGCACCUCCGUGGGCCUCCACAGGGGGACCUUCUGGAGGACAACAGGAGACAGGAAUAUGAGAUCAUCAGCUUUGCUGAGACAGGCUUCUCCAACAUCAACCAGACUCGUCUUGAUUUCCACUUUUCCUCGGAUGAAACUGCUGGUGGCAUGGAGAUCCAGCAGGCCAGCUUCAUGUUCUUUGUGCAGCUCCCUCCCAACAGUACCUGGGAUAUAAAUGUCAGAGUCUUUGCACCAAGCCCACAUAACACCAACCUUACUGUAGCUAGUCAGCACGCGCUGCAGGUAGAUGCUAGUGGCUGGCACCAGCUCAUCCUAGGGCCUGAAGCUCAGGCUGCCUGUAGCCACGGGCAUCUUACUCUGGAGCUGGUACCUGAAAGCCACGUAGCCCAGAGCUCAGUUAUCAUGAAUGACGCUGCCUAUAGACCUUUUGUGACAGCUCGAGUAAGAGUUGGGGGCAAGCACCGGGUUCGCCGACGAGGCAUCGACUGCCAGGCAGGAUCCAGGAUGUGCUGUCGACAAGAAUUCUUUGUAGACUUCCGUGAGAUUGGCUGGCAAGACUGGAUCAUCCAGCCUGAAGGUUACGCAAUGAACUUCUGCACAGGGCAGUGUCCGCUGCAUGUGGCAGGCAUGCCUGGCAUUGCUGCGUCCUUUCACACUGCAGUACUCAAUCUUCUCAAAGCCAACACAGCUGCUGGAACUGCAGGAGGGAACUCGUGCUGUGUGCCCACAGUGCAACAAGCCCUGUCUCUGCUCUACUAUGACAGGAACAGCAACAUUGUCAAGACUGACAUACCUGACAUGGUGGUAGAAGCCUGUGGGUGCAGUUAGUCUGUGUGUGACAAUUGUACCCCAAGGUAGGAUGGGCAAAUAUGCCAUCUCAGAGGUACCUUUUCUCAAGAGGAGGGAAUGACUCCAUUCCUGCCUUUGUCCAUACUGUGGACUGUCUCUUCCCAAGCAACCUCCAAAAUGAGGUUAAACUCCAAAACUCUACAUUAAUAAGAGUCAUGAUGCUGUCUUCAUGAUCACCAAUCUCUGUCCUAAGGCAUAAUCUAUCCACCAUACCCUUCGUACUCAAACUCACUUCAGGGACUGAUCCACCUUAACUAUGGACAACACCAUCUGGUUCCCAAGCAAUGGCAUGCUUAACUCACCCUUAAUCAUCCCCAAUAUCUACUAUGUCUCCCUCCCCUUGCCACUUGAUGGCCUCCACUGCAGGAUAAGUUGAUUUCAUCCCUUCCUCUGAUCUUUCUGACCCACCAGAGAAUCUCUUUCCUCGGAUUCACCAAACAUUAAAACUGUUCUCCAAAGCAA
Messenger RNA from Cavia porcellus (domestic guinea pig), 1745 nucleotides. It is a transcript of the gene Inhbc, whose product is annotated as inhibin subunit beta C. The record is from RefSeq and is a predicted model, not a curated record. Lineage: Eukaryota; Metazoa; Chordata; Mammalia; Rodentia; Caviidae. Bases 204 to 1262 code for a protein of 352 amino acids. The transcript is spliced from 2 exons. Gene Ontology annotation, cellular component: extracellular region. Gene Ontology annotation, molecular function: growth factor activity; cytokine activity; hormone activity.